AUGUUGCUUCAGAAAUCUGCAACAAAAGCCCGCUCUAUCCUAGCCGAGCUCCAAGUGAUGAUCGACGGAUUCCUUGAACAAUCUACCAUCGGGCGAAGAUACAGAUGCAAGAUAGGAUCGACCAAGGUCGUUCUUCGAAAGAGCGAAGUCAAAGCUCUAGAUGAGAAGUUAGAUGAGGCCCUGACUCAGUUUCAGAUGGCACAGUCGCUGUACACAAUGGCGACGCUGAUGUACAAUCCUAUCCUGGCAAUCGAGCACCAAUCAUCGCAUUCACAUGAGUCUGACAAGAAUCAGAUCACCUCGGACUCUCCGACAGCCCACUCAGAUUCCGGGGACGAGAGUGCUGACGACAAAGUCACCUAUAUCACCAGCGAGCCCCAUGUCAACUUUUCAGUUUCGGCCAGCCGAACGGUGCUUGGCAAAGCUCAUUGCACACUCGGCUCUCCUAGUGGAUUCCAGUUUUCCUUAAGAACACCAGACUGGCUUUCUUCAUCUGUGUACUUCGUGGCGGCUUCCAAAAGCAUCAGAGGGUGGGACCUCCAUCUCAGAGCUUACGAAGUUGUUCCACCUUUCCGGACCACUAGUCUGAUUGAUCAUUUCAUACGCGACGACGCUCUGGCUAUUUUCAAAUUUCUUGAGAAGAACAGUAUGACUCCUUAUGUCUAG
Molecule: messenger RNA, 666 nt
Organism: Colletotrichum aenigma
Lineage: Eukaryota; Fungi; Ascomycota; Sordariomycetes; Glomerellales; Glomerellaceae
Exons: 3
Coding region: 1-666 (221 amino acids)
Source: RefSeq, a predicted model, not a curated record